Messenger RNA from Sitodiplosis mosellana (orange wheat blossom midge), 4798 nucleotides. RefSeq lists its product as uncharacterized. The record is from RefSeq and is a predicted model, not a curated record. The transcript has 7 exons. NCBI's taxonomy places the organism in Eukaryota, Metazoa, Arthropoda, Insecta, Diptera, Cecidomyiidae. Bases 2666 to 4378 code for a protein of 570 amino acids.
AGAAAUUGACGAUUCGAUUUAGUGGUGAAACAACAGUCGAUCAAGACAGUUUGAUUUAGUUUUUCAACCUCAGUUUCCGAGUUGGAUGAAAGAAGAAAAAACAAACAAAGCGAUUACAGCUCGUCAGUUGCAACAUUAAAAAGAAAGCCGUUUUGAAUCCGUUCUACUUCCUUCUCGAUUUGGACAGCAAAAUUUCAAACAAUAGAACGUCAAAUGGCUCACAAUUGAUGGCUUUCUUCAAAAUUUCCGUUCAGUGAGAAAGCGAAUGAAACGCGCUGCGCCAAUCGAAAUUGUGCGUAUGUGUUUAUGAGCGUGCGCGUGCGUUUAUCGUCACUAGCUCAAUGAAAAAUAAUGAAUCGAAGACGAACUAGAUGGAGAAAAAAUUAUUACCUGCAAAACAUUGAGAGAAAGAGAUAUGAAACGACAAAAUUAGCUGCGCGCAAUUAACCCAAUGAAAAUAAAAAUAUAAGAUAGGAAUAGAGAAAAAAGAAUGAAACAAUGACACCACAACGGUAAAUUAUCCGGAUGAUCAAUUACGAGUGAGUUUGUACGCGUGCGAGCGACAACGACGGCGAAGAAGACACUUUUUACUUUUAUUUCGGUUUGGUUAUACACAAUUCCGAAAUCUCUACACCAAUGUGAAUUACGCGCGUGCUAGAAACAAGAGUAGCUACUUCAAGACAAGUAGACAUACGACAACCUUAGAAAGAAGAAGAAAAAAGUGAAAUCUAUUGACCCACGUUGUGAAGAAGACCCACAAAAUAAUCGAAAGAAAAAAAGAGUACAUGAAAAAUUAUACAUCGCUUUAAAUAAAACCAGCAAGAGAGAAAGAGAGAAGCAAAAAUCAUCAUAAUAAUAAAAGUACAUGAGAAAAUAGUGAUGAUAAUAACUACUCAAGCGUAAACAUGGUUUGAUGGUAAGCAUCUCAUCGUUCGACCACUAGUUUGUGCCAAACACACGGUCGUAUAAAUUGUGCGAGCGCAUGGAGACCGUCGCUCGAUGUGUGAUGUGUAUGUGCGUGCGUGUGGAGAGGUAAAACGAAAGAGUUCAAAUAUGCAUAGAAAUAUUGAUUGAAAAAAAGAAGAAACAAAAUUAAAUGAAAAAAACAAACAGUUGAAAAGAAGAAGAAGAAGAAGAAGAAGAAAAAAAACCAGAGCCAGAGUGACGAUACUAGGUGAUGUUGAAUGAGUGAGGCUGCCGAUCUCAAAAGUAAACAUCAACAUUGGGGGGCCACCAGUGAAAUUAUUAUCAGUGUGAGUACGCGAGCAUAGUAACGUGAACACGAGCGCGGGAAGCAAUGGUAUGAGCUGAACUGAUCAAAUUACAAGGUAGAAGAGAAGAGAAACAAAAAAAAAACCCAGCAACAGCGCAUGAGGCACACAACGGCCAACUUUGUGAUAGACGGUUUAUAGCAAUUGCGUGCAUAUUAUUGUGCGAAAUCCCCUCGCGCUUGCUUUUGUGUACGGUUCGCACCCGCUCGACGGGGUCUCUUUCUCCUCACACACACACACACACACAUCCUACGAACCACAACGACAACAACAAGAGAAAAAAUAACAAAUUCAAUUUGAUGUGCGUAUGUGUGCGUAUGUGUGCGAGUGACAAAGUCAGUAUAAAGAAAUUGUCAUUCAAACGGAUUUGUUUUGUUACCGUCGAACGAGCGAGCCGAGCUCUCGUGCAAUGUCUUCGAAAGUGUGCAGUGCAAACGAUUCAAGCAAGUGACAAUAACAGCACAAAGACGAAAAAAGAAGGAAAAAUAUAGACAAUUUGUUUGAGACUUGCUCACAGUUUGUUUCUGGCUGACGUGAACAUACAUCACAGUGAAUGUUUAAUCGAGAAUCAACGACGACCAUCGAUUUGCAUUUUAUUUUUCUUUCUCUCUCUCUCUCUCUCACUUGCUCGACCCGAUUUUAAAUCGAUAUCAAUUUCAUUCGAAUCAAAUAGUGUAAAAACACAUUCCAACGAAGACAAGUGACAAAUGAACAACGAGACAAACAGACAUUUGAUAGUGUGACACAUGGAAUGGUGAAAAUUUGCAAUCGUAUCGAAUUUUCCGUUGGCUGACAAACACAAACCAAAUCGAACGAGACGUGAGAGAGAAAAAAAAAACCGAUCAGAUACGGGACAGUGUUUAAAGAAAAGCAAUCAAGCGUCAAGAGAUUUGAAGGCAGGUGGCAACUGGUUUCUGCAGCAGCCACAUCGAGAAUCAGAUUCAAAUCGAAAGAGCGGAGCCGAUUUCAUUUUGCAUUAGUCAUAAAUGCACAUGUGAAACUCUUUUUUUUUCGCCAAGAAACCCGCGUUCACGUUCUUUUCGUGUGUGUGUUCGUUGUUUGCUUCGAUUUUGGUUUAAAAUCGAUGUGAAUUUUCCAAGAAGCAUUACGUUUUUUUACCGUGAAACACUGACGGACUGAAUUGAAAUUUUGUGCACUCGAAUGUGUGGAAGUGUGGAACGCAACACCAAAAAGAAAUAACGAAAACAAUUAUACACAUUGGUUUGCUAUUGUUUUUGCCCUUCUUUUUUUUCGUGAAAACUGCCGUUGCAACUAAAACAAACUUAAAAUAAUAAGAACGAAAACCGCGACGCUCAAGUCAAUGCCAUCGGUCUAUAUGCAAAAGAAAAAUUUGACACACUGUUGAAUUGACAACCGUUUUAUCCAAUGGCGAUAUGAGUGACCCCAAAUUGGCGCUAAGACAACUAUCUCAAUUCCAUGUAGCCGUUAUUGUUGUUUUAAUUUGGUUUUCAUUGGCCGAAUACGCGGCGGUUGCUGAAAUCACCGAUCAUACCAAAUUAUUUCCGGAACAAAAUGAAGUUGAGCAGCUGGUGCGAGAAUGGGCACCAUUAGUUUGGCUUGCACCCAACGAGAAGUUUAUGCCGGGCGAUGUGACCGAUUUUCUGCAACAUGUUCACGCUGAAAAAGCGAAAAAACCAAAAAACGACGGCGGCGGCGGCAGCAACACCGCAAAUGUACAUGACCAACAACGGUUCCAAUCGGACGAUGGUGACGACGAACAAUUGUACUAUUAUGAAACAGCCAACGAGCUCAAUGUGAUAUUAUCACAACAAGAUCGACAUCCAUGGGAACGACGUCACAAACGAAUGUACAAAGACAAUUAUUUAUUCAAUUACAUCAUUGACCUGCCGAUCGGCGAACACUCGUCCAAUUGGUUUCUCGUUACAAACGACAACAUUGAUGAUUUAUUAGCCGAUCAAAGCUCAUUUAUUUAUGGCCAAAGUCCAAGCACAGGAAACAUUCCCAUUUAUGCAAUGGUUACACUAUGCAAUUCACAACCGUUAGAAAAUGAACCGGAAGAUAUUCAAUCGAAUUUAAUUGAUUCAAAGAUUGGCCGUCAUCAAGCUACAUAUAUACCUGUAUCGAAUCCACUGCUAAAAAGUACAUUCACCCGAACGAAAAAGAAUCUAUCCAUUGUACCGCGUCCGGUGGUUCAAUCGAAUAGUUUUCAAUUUGAACGAACUGCCGUACCUGAUGCUAAAAAUACAACAAUAAAUGCGACAAUGCAGCGGCACAAGCGUGAUUUGCAAGAAUCCACGACAGUCAUUCCGAUGGAUGAUGCAGCAAAGACAACGGAAUCAAUGCCAAGCACAUCGCAGACAAUAUCCAAUGAAUUGAAUGAAACCGUUGAGCAAAAUGAGACUUAUGAUACGAUCGAUUCAGUUGCUAAGCCAACUGAUUCAUCAUCAGACAACUCAUAUCCUAGUUUUCACGUCACCUAUUGGAUGUUUUAUCCAUAUAGUCAGGGUAAAUCUAUCUGCACAUUAAGUCUGGGUCCAUUUGGGAAUUUGCCAAUUCCGCAAAUAUUCGGCAUUUGCCUGGGCACAAAAAAGGAUUUUGGCAGCCAUGUAGGCGAUUGGGAGCAUAUGACCCUGUAUUUCAAUGGACGCAAAGAGCCCGAUCAAAUGUAUGUGUCGGCACAUGAUGCGGGCGCCUACUAUCAAUACGAACGAUUGACGGGAACAUUUGAUUUUCGUCGACAAGAAACGCGCAAAGGCAUUUUACAGCAUCCGAACUUUCCGCGCACCGUUGUCACAUCGAAGAAUCAUCCGGUUUUGUUUUCGGCUCAAGGUUCGCACGGUCUAUGGACGGCACCAGGUAAACAUCGAUUUGUGCGUGUCGCGCGAUUAUUUGAUGUGAAUGGCUUUGGUACGGCGUGGCCGACAUGGAAACAGGUGGAAAUUUCGUUUGAUAGCGAAAGAAGCGGCCGUUCAAUCGGACCCGAAUGGCUACGAUUCAACGGUCGAUGGGGUAAUCCAAAGAGCAAAUGUCAUCCAUUGAAAAAACUUGGUCUCAAUUUUUGCGAAUUUUCCGAUGGGCCAACGGGCAUUCCGCUGAAAACGCCACAUUUCUUCUGCUCCAAAUAAACAGUUGCGAAAUUUGAUGCCGUUUUUUCUUUCCAAAUGAAUUUAUUUAUCGGUCGAAUGGAAUGAAAGUGAAAUUAUUUCAAGCGGAAAAAAAAAUUAAAAAUAAAUCUUCAUAUCCAGGAAUAGUGUAGCAAAAGAGGAUGUAAUUUUAAUUUUAAAUUAAACUGUGCUUUUAGAUGUAGUCAAUUUAUAAAAUCGAAAAUAAAUUAUUUUAUUUAAAAGUCAAAACCAAACAAAAACGAAACCACACACAAAUCGAAUGUUUUUAAUGGCGAGAUUUCGAAUCUUGAGCACUAUUGUCAUAAAAUUUAACUGUUUUCCCUUAUUUAAGUCUUCAUCAUGAUGAUUCAUUUCAGCAAUGCGGCAAAUAAUAAGCAGUAUUGAGGAAUGACACAAUCGAUGAAUGAUUGCUUUAUCUUA